AUGGCUUCGUCCGAUCUUCCCGACAAUCCCCAUCCUAGAUCUUUCACCUUUCCCAAGCGCUCAUUUGAGAAGAAGGCGACAGUUAUGAGGUCAUUCCGAGCUUCCUGGUUUGACAAAUGGACAUGGAUCCACUACAGCGAGUGUAUCGACGCUGCUUUCUGUCAUGUUUGCGCGAAGGCAGAACAACAAGAAAAGCUCCAGGGUUUCAAGAAGGAUUUGGCAUUUAUAAGGAAUGGAUUCAGCAACUGGGAAGAUGCUACAGAGGGAUUUUGCUGCCACGAGAAGAGUCGGUGCCAUCAAGAUGCAGUGCAGAUGAUAAUCGUUCUUCCCACACUGUACGUGACGUUGGCGAAUCGCUAUCCAUGGCGCAUGCUCAAAGUAAAGUAA
Messenger RNA from Corticium candelabrum, 387 nucleotides. RefSeq lists its product as uncharacterized. Lineage: Eukaryota; Metazoa; Porifera; Homoscleromorpha; Homosclerophorida; Plakinidae. The transcript has a single exon. The coding region runs from base 1 to 387 and encodes 128 amino acids. The record is from RefSeq and is a predicted model, not a curated record.